AUGACCGUCUCAUAUCCAUUCCAGACCGUUUUUGCCGUCCCCAUGACAUGUGACAGCUGCGUCAAGGACGUUUCAGACUCGUUGUACAAACUGGGGGGCAUCACCAAGGUCGAGGCCAACCUCGAGGACCAAUUGCUGUCUGUCGAGGGCACAGCCGCGCCGUCUUCCAUUGUCGAGGCCAUCCAAGCCACCGGCAGGGACGCUAUCCUGCGAGGCUCGGGGGGAUCAAACAGCGCGGCUGUCAGCAUCCUCGAGUCCUUUUACCGUGCAGACGAUGCCGAGCAUGCAAGUAAAGAGUUGGACGGGGAGUCAGAUAGAGAGGUCAGGGGCUUGGCCAGAAUGGUGCAGGUUUCCCCGACUACCACUCUAAUCGACUUGACGCUACGCGGUGUGGCUCCCGGCUCUUACAGAGCGACGAUUCGUGAGUAUGGCAACCUGGCAGAGGGUGCAUCUUCGACUGGCCCUGUCUGGUCGGGAGGUAGCGAAGGUGAUGCCGCCAAGGGGUUCUUGGGCGUCUUCCACGUCGGCAAGGAUGGUAGAGGUAGCGCGUACCUCGACAAGACCUUUAAGAUCUGGGAAGUCAUUGGCCAUGCGAUGGUCGUCUCGAGACAAGAUGAAUCUGCAGGGGCGCUGAAGAACGACCCCGACACCGUAGUUGGCGUGAUUGCCAGGAGUGCCGGCGUGUGGGACAAUGAUAAGACCGUGUGCUCGUGUACCGGGAAGACGUUGUGGGAGGAGCGGAAGGAGAAGGUCGAGAAGGGCAUGCUCUAG
This is a messenger RNA of Colletotrichum graminicola M1.001, 771 nucleotides long. RefSeq names its product heavy-metal-associated domain-containing protein. Gene Ontology annotation, molecular function: superoxide dismutase copper chaperone activity; copper ion binding. Bases 1 to 771 code for a protein of 256 amino acids. Gene Ontology annotation, biological process: removal of superoxide radicals. The transcript is spliced from 4 exons. Lineage: Eukaryota; Fungi; Ascomycota; Sordariomycetes; Glomerellales; Glomerellaceae. Gene Ontology annotation, cellular component: cytoplasm. The record is from RefSeq and is a predicted model, not a curated record.